Populus trichocarpa (black cottonwood) is the source of this 2995-nucleotide messenger RNA. RefSeq names its product bet1-like protein At4g14600. The transcript has 5 exons. Lineage: Eukaryota; Viridiplantae; Streptophyta; Magnoliopsida; Malpighiales; Salicaceae. Bases 1 to 447 code for a protein of 148 amino acids. The record is from RefSeq and is a predicted model, not a curated record.
AUGGUAGACACCGCAUCACCCAUUCGGGCAAAUGAUGCACAUUUGUCUACCAACAUUUUCAAUUACAUGAGGGGGCUCGAAGGCGCUGCUCCUUACAGAUCAAGAGAGGGACUUAGCACGAGACCCGUGGCGAGCUCCGAUGAAAUACAAUUGCGGAUUGACCCGAUCCAUUGGGAUUUGGACGAUGAGAUCACUGGCCUUCGUAGCCAAGUUAGGCAAUUAAGAAACGUGGCUCAAGAGAUAGAAUCAGAAGCAAAAUAUGAGAAGGAUUUCUUAGAGACUCUGCAAAUGACUGUGAUGAAAGCUCAAGUUGGUGUGAAGAACAACCUUAGGAAAUUAAACAAGAGUAUCAUCAAGAAUGGUGGAAACCAUAUUGUUCAUGUGGUUGUUUUUGCACUGUUUGGUUUCUUGGUGGUUUAUCUGUGGUCCAAAAUGUCUAGAAGAUGAGGUCUAUUGAGCACCAAAGUAUCUUUUAAAGCAAUGCCCAUCCUUUGGAUGUAUCAAGAGUUAAAAUACAGGAACCCUGAGGGGUGUAGCUUAACUGGUUAGGAUCUAGGUUUGCUUUCUAAAAAUUACCUGUUCGAAUCCCACAAACCUCAGGGGUAUUGGAGGUUUACAUGAUCGUUAACUUUAAGACCCGUGGAAUUAGUCGAUGUACGCGCAAACUGGUCCGGACACCCACAUUAAUUAAAAAAAAAAGAGUUAAAAUGCAGGUUCAAUCGUAAAUCUUCCCCGCAGCUUCUUCAAUUUUAAUGCGACAUUUGAAAAAUUCCUUAUAAUUGUAGUUGAAUGCUAUAUAAAGAGAAUAUCACGGCAUGUUUUCCUCUUGUUUCUCAUGUACAAGAACAAAGCAUUAUUUCGUCAAAUUUUGCUGUUACCAUUCAACUGUGCCCUAUAUUAUAAGAUUGUAAAAUGCCAAGUGAACAAAUACACUAGCACUUGCAGGCAAUUGAGUUUGGCUGUGGCUUGUUAGUGGGACUCCUAGUGGCAAUUUGCAUCUUGCUUAUCCUAACUUGGUCGAGAACAAUUCUUGCCCACUCUGCAAAAUGGGUUUCAUUGUGACCAACUUUCCCAUUUUUGUAAAAAUUAAAGCAAUCUAGAUCUUGUUGAGGAAAUGGACAUUCCUUUUUGUCCAGUGGAUCCCACCAUGCACCUCGGUGAUUCAUGCCAGAUUGGUCUGCCAUCCAGUGAUGUGCGUACUGACCCACUCCGGCAAGCUCUAACCAUCCUUUAGGGAAGAACUCCAUCACACUACUGUUUCUGUCCAUGAAAAGCAUGUUUGUCAAUUGAGCACCAUGUGGGGAUGCGACAACAUCGGUGUAAGUCAUUACUCUGACCUGAAUGAUGAAAACAAUUGUUAAGAGAAUGAGCUAGAUUGCAGCAAGACAUUUCGAACCAUCGAGCUUUUUAUUAAUUCCGGUUGGCUUAUUGCUACUGUCAUUGCAUGUUGUUUAGUAAGCAUGUACAAGAGAGAAUUUUAGCAAAGUAAACUUAAUGAGCAGUAAGUUGCAAAAUGUUCUAUAUGUUCUUCAUUCGACCAAUCGGAUGAGUAUGUAGAAGUUCGAUUAUGUUGGCAUUCGCUUGAAUUAGUUCUGCUCCCAACCUAACCAGUUACUGCCCGCAGCUGUCCCUGACUAAGCCAGAGAUUUUAACGUCAUGAUCACUAGCAUUUGUUCAUAAGAAAUUGAACGCUGGAUAAUUUGAUUUCUCAGUAACAAUGAAGGGGCUAUGUCAGUAAAAUAUAAGAUGAGUGUCAGAGAGUAACAUAAGAUGAGUAUCGUUUUUUCUUUUCUGAGAGAAAAAUGGGUAUAUUAUGUUUUGCAUGAAUUCUCUUUGAAAAUAUCGUCUUUUUUUCACUGUAAAAAGAGUAGGAAAAGAAACAAACCUGGUCGCAGAAGCUUAGAUUUUCUGACUGAGCUACCUUGAAUGUGCAGCCUUCCACCUUUGCACACUCCCGUGCAAAUAUGUCUGUCACAGCGCUUGCAUUCUUGAAUGACCUUGAACCUGUCCUCAUGAGCAGCGUCAGCCUUAUAAUCGGUUCACCUCUUUCAUUGGUCUCUUGUCCCUUCCCUUCAGGGCUUAUACCGCAAAAUCUUCUAGCAUUACAUCGCAACAAAUCGAAAACCUGAAGCUUCCUUUCCUUUCCCAUACUUCCCUCGUUAUGUCUCAUCACAACUGCCUUCUCAAAGCAGUACGGCCCAUCUCCUCCAAAUCCCUCAAUUUUAACAUCUCCAAAGUUAGCUUGCAUUAGGUGUUGUAGCCAUGACCCCAUUUUAGACCUCAACUCUCCCCAAUGGAACAGUACCCAUCUUGUAGGAUUCAGGCACUUAUUUUUCAUAGACCAACCAACAAAGGGCGCCAUACCAGUCAAUCCAUGCCACAAAUUGCCAUAAUCAUAGAAUGUGUCUGACACAAAGGUCAAGCCCUUCAUGAGUGUGGCAGAGUCUGGAAGAGCUUCUGGCCAAACCAAGGCGUAUGAGUUCUUGGUGCCAUCUGUCGCGUGACGUCCUUUGAUGCAUAGAAGCCGCCCCUUGGACAUUUGUGAAGGGAAAUAGAGGUAUUCAGCUUCGUUCGCCUCAUGGGUGUCGUUCAAGGAGCUCAUAAACCAAGUGUUCCCCUCCAUGGCAGUUUCAGCGAACCUCAGAUCUUUCAGGGGUAGGAAAGUGACUGACUCUCGGAGCUUUGAGAUCAAACCGUCACUGUUUUUGGGGAUAGAAGGACCAGCGGAGGCGUCAAGUGCUAUUCCUUUCCAUUUGUUGAAGAAAGCUCGUGAAGUAGCAGUGGGAGAGGAAAAGAAAUAGAAAGGGGAAGCUUGCAAAUGCACGAGUAUGGGAAUCAGCAGCAGUAGAAAAACACAUGUGAUGAUCUUGUUUGAGUGACAUGAACUCUUCUUUUUGGUAAAUGUUUUGGUGGUCUUUUCCACAUCCAUACCUAACUUAGUUUUGAAAUGGAAGUGGUGGAAACCUGUAGCCUCUUUUAUGGCUUUUUGUGAGGA